AAUUAUUUGUUUGUAUAAUAAACUAAGACUUUUAAGAAAAAUUAAAAUACAUUUAAAAUAAUUAGCAUAUUUCUCUUUUAAAAGCAAAAAUCAUUAUAAUCAACAAUGAAUUGGAAGUUACCUGAAGAUAUUGAGAUAGACGAGAUUAUUUAUUUGUAAGAAAAGGUUUAUCCAAAGCUAAAGGAAUCAUUUUUGUAUCUUGUAUAGUACUUGAUGGAAUCUGGAGAACAUUUAGAUUAGUAUAGAGCUCAAAGGAGGGAAGAGUAUGAAUCUCUUCUUCAAGAAAGAGAAGAUUUAAUUAAAAAAGGAUAAUAAGAAUAAGGCUCUGAUUAUGAUUAAAGCUCAGAUGAUGAAAAGAAAAAAGUAGAUCAAAAGAUUAAAAAUUUUGAAAAUUUGCACAAGAAUGAAAUGGAACACAUUAAAACAGAUAGAAGUUAAUAGGAUUCAAAUAGAAGAACUAGCAGAUAAGAGCAAUUAAAUGAAUAUAUAAAAUCAUAGUAAAAGCAAUAUUAUGAAGAUUAAGUGAUAGAAUAGUAGAAUAAUAUAAAUGGCAGGAACAAUCAAGCGGAAGGAGAGGAAUCUUCUAAAUCUUAAAAUAAAUUUAAAAGAAUUGAUAGAUUUUCUGAAGCUUCUUCUGAUAAUGGUACAGAUCCAGAUGAGUACAUAAGAAGAGACAGCUACCAACGUAAUCAAUCUUUUCAUGUCUUUAAUCCUUUAGUCUUUUUAGCUCAAGAACUUAAAAAGAGAAAUUAACAAACAAAGUGA
This is a messenger RNA of Tetrahymena thermophila SB210, 765 nucleotides long. RefSeq lists its product as hypothetical. The record is from RefSeq and is a predicted model, not a curated record. NCBI's taxonomy places the organism in Eukaryota, Ciliophora, Oligohymenophorea, Hymenostomatida, Tetrahymenidae. The transcript is spliced from 4 exons.